GGCCAAGUGAAACAACAUGUCGGCGAGGCCCGAGCUGGCGUCGUUGGAGAGUCUGGCAGAGUUCAAGGCCAAGCGAGUGCUGGCCAGCUCUGAGAAGAGUAAGUAUGUGGCGUUGGAGGGCGAGCUGGCGGGCGAGCGGGCAGUUGUCCGCGUCACCAAGAAGCAUCUGCCGUGCUCGGAACUUGCCGAGCUGAGCAAGUGGGCGAGCGGCGAGAUGAAGCUUGGGUGCACGCUGCAGAACGAUGUGUAUGCCAAGUAUGAUGGUGUGUGUCGUGGCGAGGACGAUGCUGGUGCCAUCGGCGGAGUCAACGUGGAUGUCAUCUGCCCAGCGUCUGACAAGCACGUCGCCAAGUACACUGCCGCAGAGAUGGUGAUGAUCAGCGAGACCGGCGAGGCGGCGCGACUGGUGACCGAGGCAUAUGUGGCUUCGGUUGGCGAAGAUGCGCUGGCGUGGGUUUACAACAUCCUCGAGGGCAAGGCCGAGGCGGAUCGGGUCAUCUUUGCCGACGACGACGUCGACACUGGCUUUGUGCUCCUCCCUGACCUCAAGUGGGACGGGGCGAAUGCCGAGCAGUUGUAUGUGGUAGUCCUCCCGCACCGGCGUGGGAUCCGGACGCUGCGAUCGCUGCGGGCGGAGCAUCUUCCACUGCUGCGCAACAUUGCCGGGCCAGGCAAGGCGGCGGUGGCGGCGCACUAUGGGGUGCCAGUGAGCGAGCUGCAGGCGUUUGUGCACUACGUGCCGUCCUACUUUCACUUUCACGUCCACAUCACGCAUGUCAAGUGCGAUAUUGCCGACGCCUCGCUGGGGCGGGCGCACCUCCUGGACGACGUCAUCGGCAACCUUGCGGCGUUUGGCGACGAGUACUACCAGCAGGCAACGCUUGGCUUGCUGCUGCAGCGCGGGUCUGUGCUCGAGGCGGCGCACGCGGCGUACAAUGCACGGCCACACGAUGUGCCACGGUAAAAGGUCAGUG
Molecule: messenger RNA, 974 nt
Organism: Thecamonas trahens ATCC 50062
Lineage: Eukaryota; Apusomonadida; Apusomonadidae
Product: mRNA decapping enzyme
Exons: 1
Coding region: 17-964 (315 amino acids)
Biological process (GO): deadenylation-dependent decapping of nuclear-transcribed mRNA
Cellular component (GO): nucleus; P-body
Molecular function (GO): RNA 7-methylguanosine cap binding; hydrolase activity
Source: RefSeq, a predicted model, not a curated record